Molecule: messenger RNA, 2344 nt
Organism: Spizellomyces punctatus DAOM BR117
Lineage: Eukaryota; Fungi; Chytridiomycota; Chytridiomycetes; Spizellomycetales; Spizellomycetaceae
Exons: 9
Coding region: 85-2289 (734 amino acids)
Biological process (GO): signal transduction
Molecular function (GO): protein binding
Source: RefSeq, a predicted model, not a curated record
CACCACCCGUGGCCAAGAUCGCAUUCAGUGCGAGAUUCGAGCAUUUAAGCCGCUGGUUUUCAGCUUGUUUAUGGUCUUGUCGAGAUGAACACUUGGAGUGUGGAUCAAGUAGUGGAAUGGAUCAAAUUCAUGGGUCUUGGUUUUCAUGAGCGAAAAUUUAGAGAAAAUGACAUAUCUGGAGACGUGCUGGUUCACGCCGACCACAAUAUGUUGAAAGAGCUCGACAUCAAAUCGGUUGGACACCGCCUUAACUUAUUACGCGCAAUUUACGGUUUGAAGAUAUCGCAGGGUAUUCCCUUCGAUCAGGAUGACUGGGUUCCAGAAAGUAGCUCCUGGGCUUCUCCAGGAUUGAAGCAGGGUGGUACAUCAAGUAGAGCUGACGAUAAAUCAGAUCCUGAAGAAUAUGCCCGCCUGAAAGCGGUCGUAAAGCAACAAGAUCAGAGCAUUCAUCGCCUUGCAAAGGAGAUUGAGCACUUGUCAGCUGAGAUUGUCCGGAUAAGAGAGGAUCUGUCUCCGGUUUGGUCGAUGGUGAAAGAGUACGAGGAAUUUGAGCAGAAGAAGAAAUCCGGCAGAAAUGAUACAAAGCGAUCAUUAAAGUUACCAACAUCUGGGAAGGGAGUAGCCAAGACACCAUCCAAGUUACCGUCAGCCGUCAAAGUCCCAAGCAACACGCUUACCGCGGAAAUAUCUUCGGCACCGAAUAGUUCGCGCCCUGGCCGGAGUGGCAAUGUGUCUGCUGUCAGAAUUUACACCGAUAGGCAGAUGAAUCGCGAAAAUGAACCGUAUAAAACAGUACAGGUAUCGAUGGAGGAUACUUGUGCGGAAAUCUUACCUGAAAUUCUUCGCAAGUAUAAAAUACGUAAUGACUGGCAACACUAUGCGCUGUUCAUGCGACAUAAAGGCUCAGAGCGCUGCUUAAGCUUCGACGAGAGGCCACUUGCCCUUAUCCAGGACCUCAAGGAUGAGAGUACCGUGCCCACCUUUACCUUGAAACAUAUCAAGCAGGUGACAUCUCCCGCGUCACGGUUGAGCGAAAACCCAGUCAUUUCCAGCCGCGGUGCCGACAUGCCACCAUCUGGCGUUGAAGCAGAUCGAGAACACCUGCCUAACGCAGUGGCGGUUUACGAGUAUCAGGCGACGUUGGAGGAUGAAGUGGACGUAGCGAUUGGUGAUCGAUUUAAAAUCGUGCGACGGGAGAGGGGCUGGUGUAUUGUGGAAAAGGAAGGAAAGCUAGGAUGGGUACCGGAGGGUUGUUUGGCACAGAGCGAACGAGAUGACUUCAAAACUGCGGAAGAUCCUGGGGUGGCAACACAGAAAGGAGUUGCGCUGUAUGAUUACACCAAAAUUUCACCAAAUGAGCUUAGCAUUAAGAAGGGAGAUCAGCUGUUGGUUAGAAACAAAUAUGAACAUUGGUUGCUGGCCGAAUGUAGGGGUGAGAGUGGGUGGGUCCCCUCCUGUUAUGUAACGAUUCAUGAAGCCGGUGAUACGGAAGAUGCGGAAACACUUGGGAACACGGAUAAGGAAGAUUUCAGCAUCCUUCAGAACCAAGCAGUCGCAGCCUCCCCCAUAGCUCCCCAAGAUGAUGAUCUCGAUAUGACGUCCGGUAGCUUGUAUAAGCGGCAACAGGUGGGACAGUCCACCAGUAUUCGCAGGUCGAUGAGCACCGAAGACAUUACAACCAUGGCCGAUAAGACGAAAUCGGCGAUUACUCGUUCACGCUCCAACACACUGACCGCUGUAUCGAAAUUGAGCUCACUCAUUGAUUCAAUUAAUCCGUAUAUUGGAGCCGACAUGAAAGGCCCUCGCAGCGCCCCCGCGGUCUCUGGCAGCGGUGCAGAUCGUCUGAGUAGUGUGCUACAAGAGAUAACCGGUAUAUUGCUGACCUUUCAGAAGGAUACCGUAGAUGAUCCGGUCGAGAAUCGGUUGCACACUUCAUUGGAACUUGUAGGGAUUCUGGCAACAGAAGUUGAAACCAGUGCUAAUCUGAUGGAGGACAACGAGAAAUAUGGUGCCAUCCUCGAACGCCUUCAGGGAGCCGCACAGACGGGUAAGAUGACGUUAGCACGUCUGAGCAACGAGCAACUAGCACAGGAGGCAGAUAUAGAUGAUGAUAACACGCCCCUGUAUCAAACCGCACGCAAUGCCAAUAUGCGCAAGGCGUCUAUUGAGAAUGCAUAUAAUGCCUUGACUGGGGCCGUGGAUAUCAUCAUGCGUGAGAGAUCUGAACAAGACUGGAGGCAUGACGAGACCACCGUUACUGCAAAUAAAACGGACGCAUUUGUACAAUAAAUAUAAACGCUGCCGCAUCUUUGUCAUCAAGGCUGAGGUAUAGGAUUCUGUUGCA